Molecule: messenger RNA, 3183 nt
Organism: Trichomonas vaginalis G3
Lineage: Eukaryota; Parabasalia; Trichomonadida; Trichomonadidae
Product: cyclic nucleotide phosphodiesterase family
Exons: 1
Coding region: 1-3183 (1060 amino acids)
Biological process (GO): signal transduction
Molecular function (GO): protein binding; 3',5'-cyclic-nucleotide phosphodiesterase activity
Source: RefSeq, a predicted model, not a curated record
AUGCCUCCGGGAUUUACAGGUACAAAGCCUCUGAUCCCAAGAUUAAUAAGACCAUAUAAUCGUAGGCAUGAUGCCAAGAUGGGAACAUCUACUAAGGUUGGUGGUGUUCCAAACAAAACAACAAACAUUGAAACUAAAUCAUAUACUCGACCAAAAAUUGCUCAACCAGUUUCUCAUCUUGUUAAGAAACAAGAUGUUGAUGCCAUUAUUAACGAUCAAUUAGUUAAUGAAUUUGAUGAUUUCUUUAUUGAAGCAUAUUCAAGUUCUAUUGUUGAUGCAACUGAAACAUUCAUGAAUAACAAAUUUGAAGCCUCUAACACAUUAUACUUCCAAGAUAUUCCAAGUAUUCAGCAACUUUUCUCACCUACAUAUCGUAUUUCUUCAACAAGAACAUCUGGCAUUGUUGCUUACGCAUACUUUACACGUUCAAUCAUCAGAACAUCAAAGCCUACAACACAUCCUUCUUAUCACGCUCCAACAGAUUCAUUUACAAUUCCACAAGAUUGUCCUGUUCUCAUCAUUCCUGUUUGGGACUAUAAGGAUAAGGUUGUUGGUGUUGUAGAGAUUGUCAAACCAUUUGGAUCUCCAGAUUUUACAGAAGAAGAUGAAAAAUGGGGACAAUUGUUCCAAUACAAGUUCCAAGUUUACUCAAGAUUCUUCUUGCGCGCACCAGCUAAUGAGCCGAUGCUCCUUGAUCUUCUUUCUCUUGGAACUCUCGAUCAAAUUAUUCCUCAAAUCUGCAACCGUAUUCAGAAUUACUUAGGAGCUAGAAAUUGCGAAAUUUGGCGUAUCGAUCUUCUAUCUCAGAAGACUUUCAAGUACGGAUUCAACAUUUUAGAAAGUACUGUUGAAAAAUCUGGAAUUGUCGGAGCAGCUCUUAGCGAAGGAGCUAUUCUUAACUGUCCAAGAACACAUUUGCAUCCUCAAUACAACCCAGAUAUCGAUGGCCAAUACGAUGAACCAUUAUUAUUUGUCCCUGUAACGACAAACAGCCCAGAUGAAGUAUACGGUGUUGUUCUCCGUGGUACAGUGACUGGUGUUAUCUUCACAAACGAAGAUGAAAACGCUCUUUGCAGAGUGGCUCCAUUUAUCACUUUGGCCAUUCUCAAUAGCCAUAUCUACACUGACAUCAACACAGAAUUCGAACGCAGUCGCGCGGAAAGAGAAGGUCUCGCGGCCCUUCUCGAAGUCGCAGAAAUCUUAUCUGGCCAGCUCGAGAUCGACAGACUUACAGAAGUUAUCAUGGAGAAAGGUCGUCAGCUCACAAAGGCAGAUCGCUGCUCUUUGUUCAUUGUUUCUCAAUCUCGAGAUCGUCUUAUCACUUCAUUCCAACGUGGCCUUGCCAAUUCCAUUGAUAUUCCUAUCAACAAAGGUAUUGCAGGCCAGACAGUUACAGAAAAGAAGGUUAUCAAUAUCGCUGAUGCUUAUUCUGAUCCUUCAUUUGAUAAUACAACAGAUAUGGAGACAGGAUAUCGCACACGCUCUAUCCUUUCCGUUCCUAUCAUCAAUAACAAUACAGGCGAAGUCAUUGGUGUCACAGAAAUGGUUAAUAAGGCUGACAUGACACCUUUCACAGCCUGGGAUGCCCAUCUUAUCCAGAUUUUCAACGUUUUCUGUGGUAUUUCACUCGAAAACGCCACCCUUUACAGACAAAGUAUCGACAUGACAAACCAAUUGCGCUCAUUCUUCGAUGCUUCGAUGACUUUGACGACAAAUGGCUCUCUCCAGAAAGUUCUCAAAGACAUCGUCACGAAUGCACGCAAAUCCGUCGAUGCCAGACGCGCCGCAGUCUUCCUUGUCGAUGAAACGACAUCAACACUCAGUUCCUUCAUCAGUGAUGGCGGAAAACUUCCUGCAACACUUCCUUUGGCAGCAGGAAUUGUCGGUGCUUGCGUCAAAUCGAAAGAAAUCAUUUCAGUUACUGACGCAUAUUCAGAUCCACGUUUCAACCGCAGUGUUGAUAAACAGACUGGUUUCAAGACUACAUCAUUACUUGCAGCUCCUAUUAUAUCUAAGAGUGGAGAAGUUCUCGGUGUUGUUGAAAUGGUCAACAAGGAAACAGGUUCUUUCUCGGAGAAGGAUGCAACGAUGAUCAAGAGUUUCGCAACAUUUGCAAGUGUUUCAUUAGAAAACGCCAGAUUAAAGAACAUCGCAGAACUCGGUAGCGCUGAAAUAGAGAUGGCCAAGUAUGUUGGCGAAUCAGAGCGCCAGUCCUAUGAUAUUCCAAAUCGCUUAGUUCUCUCUGAUGACCAGAAGAGCACUGCUUCAAGUCUCAACUUCUUAUGCACUGAUUGUAAAGGAAUUGGGCAGGUCAAAAUCUUGUUCUAUUUGUUCAACAAAUUCAAGAUUUUGGAGAGAUUUAGUAUCACGAACGAGAUGUUCUUCAGAUUCAUUUACGAAGUCCGCAGCUACUACCACGAUGUUCCUUACCACAACUGGACACAUGCUGUCGAUGUCGUAGAAUAUGUUUCUUACGAAAUAACAACUGCAAAACUCGAGAACGUUUUGACACCUCUUGAGAUCUUUGCUUUGUUACUUUCCGCUGUUUGCCAUGAUGCAGGACAUGAUGGCUUCAACAACGUAUACAAUGAGAAGUCAGAGACUCCUCUUGGUAUCUUAUUCAAGUCCCAAUCUGUCAUGGAAACUCAUCAUUGUACAGUUGCAAUUCAAAUUUUGUCAAAUGAUGAAACAAACUUGUUACACGCUUUGAAUCCAACCGAUAUCAGAAAGAUGUGGAACAUGAUCAUCAAACUCAUCUUGGCAACAGAUAUGGCUCAUCACUUCAAGAUGGUUAAAGAUACUGGAGCACUUUUGGAUGAAAACACAUUCGAUCUAAAGAAAGAUGAACACAGAAUGUUGGCCAUGCAACUUUUGCUUAAGAUUGGUGAUAUUUCAAACGUGUCAAGACCAUUCAAACUCGCUGAUAAAUGGUGUGAUAUAUUAUCAGAAGAAUUCUGGAGACAAGGUGAUAAUGAAAUCAAGAAUGGCUUAGGUCUUUCAUCACCUUUGAAUGAUAGAAAUAACCAGGAUAAACCAAAGGGACAAAUUGGUUUCUACAAUUUCGUUUGCUUGCCUUUGUAUCAGGUUGUCGCAAGAUUGUUCCCACCACUCGAAGUUAACUUGAACUCUGUUAAAGCUAACUUAGAAGUUUGGAAAUCUUUGGCAAUUCAAGGUCAGAAGUAA